ACUGGCAUUCGAUGGCUAUGGCUGCUUCCGAUGUGGCCAUUUCACUUGUGAUCUGCAGUUCGCUACCCGUGCUCUCUGUGGAAAAAUUUCUCUCUCCUGGAAAACACGCUCGAAUUGAAAAGGCUGUUAAUGAUCUCCAGAACAUCUUAAACACCUCGAAAUUACUGGAAUCCAGCACCAAUGAUGGCCAGCAAAGCUGUGACUGCAGACCUUGCCUCCUGGAUCAAGCUCGACAUGCUGUGGACAUGGCUGAUAAGUUACUUCUGGAAGCAUCGCGACACUUGAAGUCUGGCAAGGGCCCCCUCGCAAAAAUUCGCACAUUAGUCCACUUCAUGUUGCCCAGGAUAUGCAUACACGCCACCAUAAAGAUGGCCCUCGAUUUUGUCACCAUUGUCGAGGAUUUGUCCACUCACCUGUCCCAAAUGCAAGAUCUGUCUCAAGAUCCGCUUAAUCUUGAUAAAACUGCUGCAUUGUGGAAUGCGCAUCGAGGAAGUGUACGGUGGGAUGGGAAGGUCGAGUCAGACAUUGUGGGACGUGAAGAUGAAGUGACCAAGCUCCUCGCUCAGUUGAUCGGGGAAGAUGGCAACCCCGAUGCAUUAAGUCUUCGCGUCAUUUCAGUGGUGGGAGAAGAAGCCAUCGGCAAGACGGCUCUUGUGAGGAGUGUUUUCAAUAGACUUGAGAUAGGUCAUAGCUUCCAGUGUCGCAUCUGGGUUCAUGUUCCCGAAGAAUUCACCAUGAAAGAUCUCUUGGUGGAAAUAAUGAAGCAACUAGCUGUGCAAGAACUGAAGGAUCUAGAGCACAAAGGAGAAGAAAACAUCAAAGAGAUCAUUCAUGAGUCCUUGGUAGAAUUAAAGUAUCUUGUCGUGUUUGACAAUUUGCGUAAGGUCGAGGACAUGGACAAGUUCAUGAUCCUCCUCGGAGACUCAAGGAGAGGAAGCAGAGUCAUCAUCACUACUAGAAUUCCUGAAAUCCCAUCACUGAUUGACCCUUUGGCUUCUCCUGUCGAAUUGAACGAAUUAGAUGCAGACGGGAGAGAGUGCUUGUUGAGGGAAUGCGGAACAAUUGCCGACGAUCCAGGGCUCAAAGCGAGGAUUCUGAGCAAGUGCAGUGGCUCUCCUCCACGAAUUUUGCUGCUCGGAGGACUUGCGGUGGCGAGCAGUGAUUCUUCUGCUGCUAUGGUGGAUCAGCUUGCUGAUAAUGCCACGCUCAGUGAUAUCGUGUCCUUAAGCUACCACAAAUUGCCUUCCCUGCUCAAGCCCUGUUUGCUUUACUUGUGCCUCUUUCCCAAAGAGUCGGUGAUCCCGAUAAGGAGGCUCUUCCGACUAUGGCAUGCCGAAGGAUGGGUCCGAGCAUCCCCGUUCACGGCCAAGGAGUGUUUCGAAGAAUUGGCCGGUCGAAACUUGGUUCAAGUGGUGAGGCGUAGGAAGCUCGGCGGAAGGCCCAAAUCGUGCCGAGUGCCCAGUUUCAUAUACGAUUUCUUGUGCGAGAUGGCAACGCAACUUGGACUUCUUCAGAUCCACUCCAACACCGAGCGCACUGAUCAUAGCGAAAAAUCAGAGGUUUCCAGGGGCGGCCCAUUAUGGACUGCCAAGUAUGAAGAUGAUAAGAGAGAGGAUCAUCAGCACAGUGGUAUCCGACUCCAACACCUCCGUUCCUAUGUAUCCUUCUACAAGAAGAAGCUAGGGACACGCUUGAUCGACAUGGAAGAGUUGCUCUGGCCGUUGAUCGCAAAGGGAGACUGUGGUCUGCUCAGGGUGCUCGAUCUGGAGGGAGUUUACAAGCUGCGGCUCCCAGACAGACUUGGCAAUGUACUGCCGAACUUGAGGUACCUGGGAUUGCGAUGGACAGCCCUUGAUUCAAUCCCAGAAUCAGUCGGAAACAUGUCCGGCCUUGAGACGUUGGAUCUGAAGUACACCAAUGUUAGGAAUUUGCCGAGUUCAAUUUGGACGGUGAAGUCCCUCCAGCACCUGUACAUGAACGAGGUACGCUUCGAUGAUUCCACCAGUCAUCGCAAACCUUCGGCGAAGUACCUGAGCAAUCUCCAAACCUUAUGGGGGUUAUACAUCGAAGCCGCUAAGAGUCCCAUGCUCGAUGUGCUCAAUGAAAUGACCAGGGUCGAGAAAUUGGGCCUGACGUGUAGUUCUCCGGUGGUGAAGGAUGCUACCGAGCGCAUUUCAAAGCUCACGAUGAUUCGAUCCCUCAAGCUGAGAUCCAGGGAUCUCUUCGGUCAGCCCUCGGAUCUCAAUUUGAGCGACUUGACGGGACUUGUCUCGCUCUUGGACUUGUACUUGCUCGGGGGCUUGCCGCGGGGAGACAGCUUGAAGCUCCUUCCUCAGAAUUUGAGAAUCCUUACCUUGUCCAUGUCCGGACUAGACGAUAACCCGAUGCCGGUCCUAGGAGGGUUCCAGAGCUUGGAAAUUCUCAACUUACUCGGAGGCUCUUAUACUGGUAAAAAAUUGAUUUGUGGCUCAGGUUCAUUCCCAAGCCUUCGCGUCCUCAAGCUGUGGAAGUUGGAGGGAGUGGAAGAUGCUUGUGUACACGAAAACGCUCUUCGUUGCUUGGAACAGCUGGAGAUCAAGAACUGUGGAGUCCUAACGUCUAUCGACUCAUUGGAUCGCAUUGAAUCCCUGAAACAAAUUAGAUUGAUCAAAGUGAAGGAAGAAUUGGCGACGAACAUCAAAGGAGGAUUGACCCGAAAGGUAUUCAUCAAGGAGGAGCAACUGAUACCUCUUCUUCCUCUGGGCAGGCAACCCAAGAUAAAUGAUGAGGGGAUGGACGUGAAUCACGAUUGAUCCUCUUUUCCAGCCAUUGUCAUCAUAUUUAUUUUCUUUAUAUUUACCAAUGUCAUCGAGUAUCGAAAAUUGAAUUAUGAUAUUUGUAAAAGUUCCACAAUAGAGAGCGGAGCUUGCAAAAGAUUCUUCUUUCGGUCCAAACUUUAUAGUGGCCACAGUCUUUGUGAAAUUUCCUUGUA
Eucalyptus grandis is the source of this 2971-nucleotide messenger RNA. RefSeq names its product putative disease resistance RPP13-like protein 2. Lineage: Eukaryota; Viridiplantae; Streptophyta; Magnoliopsida; Myrtales; Myrtaceae. Bases 12 to 2792 code for a protein of 926 amino acids. Gene Ontology annotation, molecular function: ADP binding. Gene Ontology annotation, biological process: defense response to other organism. The record is from RefSeq and is a predicted model, not a curated record. The transcript has 2 exons.